AGCCGCUUCUGAUUGGGUGGUGUGGCGCAAUGCGCGCGACCCUUUAGCUACCAAACUGCCCGGAGGCCUGACCCUUUCCUCUCCGCGCUCCUGCCCUUAAACUGAAACCUGUGAGGAGACUUCCGGGCGUGGGCAUCUGCAGAGCGCUAGAAACUGGCCCGGCCACUGGGGCCUUGCAGUUGGGACGCUAACGAGGCCUCCUCAGCCUCGCCUGCGGGAGAGGGAGCACGGACCUCGUUCACCUAGAUCUUCAACUCACAGCACAGACAUCGACAAGUGCCGGUUGAGUACGACAAAUAAAGAGCUGGGAAGGAGGGAAGCCCUCCUGUGCUCUAGCAGCUGUCACCGCCUACUCCCUUCUUCUUCCAGGUCAGGGGGUGUGUCCAUUAGAAAGGAGGAAGCCGAUUCUGCCGGCGUUCACACGCCUGCCGCAUUUCCCUAGUAGGGCCUUUUAGUUUUUCGCGGAGUCUUCUCUACACGGGAUUGCUUCUUUAGGAAAGCAUUUAAUCCUUGGCUUCCUUAUGCUCACAUCCUUUCCCUAACUAGUUUCCUGCACUUCGGGAGACUGAAAAAGACUGCAGAGAGGUGGUGUGUGUGGGGGUAGAAACAAGCAAAGCUUCCCUCCCAGGUGCUCUCCUGGAGAAGAGCAAUCGUUUGCUUUCCUAAGUCGACUACCAGAAUCAGAUGUUUUGAUCCCAAGCCCAGAGCUUCAGUGCUCUUUCACCUCCCAAUUCCACAAGAGCAGUGAGCGACCAAGAGUUAUGGAGAAGCGCCUGCAGGAGGCUCAGCUGUACAAGGAGGAAGGGAACCAGCGCUAUCGGGAAGGGAAGUACCGUGAUGCAGUGAGUAGGUACCAUCGAGCUCUGCUUCAGCUGCGGGGUCUGGAUCCAAGUCUUCCCUCCCCGAUACCUAACCUAGGGCCUCAGGGCCCGGCUCUCACACCUGAACAAGAAAAUAUCCUGCACACGACCCAGACAGACUGCUACAACAAUCUAGCUGCCUGUCUCCUUCAGAUGGAGCCAGUGAACUACGAACGAGUGAGAGAAUACAGUCAGAAAGUCCUGGAACAACAGCCUGAUAAUGCGAAGGCCUUAUAUCGGGCCGGGGUAGCCUUCUUCCAUCUGCAGGACUAUGACCAGGCUCGGCACUACCUCCUGGCUGCUGUCAAUAGGCAGCCUAAAGAUGCCAAUGUCCGGAGGUACCUCCAGCUAACGCAGUCAGAACUCAGCAGCUACCAUAGGAAAGAGAAGCAACUGUACCUGGGCAUGUUUGGUUAACAAAGAAGAAUGAUGCUCCUCCACUUGAACUUCGGUGAACCAUUAAAGACCCAUCAAGGGGAAACCUGAGCCUGAGCAAGAGAAAUUAACCGUAUACCUCUGACCCAGGUGGAUUUCUGUUUUAUUUCCUAUUCUGCACAAACUCUUUACUACCUAGACCAUCUGUGUCUUUUUUUUUUUUUUUUUUUUUUUUUUUGGUCUAUCCAUCUGUAUAUUUGUAUAACUUUCAGUAUAUGUUAUUGUUGGCAAUGCUUGCCUCAAAAAAUAUACCAGACAACAUUCAUCAGCUAUAGGUGGAAUAAUUAAUCAUACUUCUGGCAUAGAUUCAAAGAUAGAUGUUGCUAGGUGUAUUCACAUUCAGAGGAGAAGGCUAGCAGAGGAUAAAUGGUAAGGAGAGGCAGAAAGGAGUUUCUUCCUUUGUUUUCUCAGAUACCCAAAGCCAAACAGGAAAAUAUAUUUUUUGUGGAACUAGACAAUUAUAAAGUGGACCCAAAUGUAUUUAAAUGAAAGAUUUGAAAUUAAUUAUUUUUAUUUAGAUUAAUUCCUUUUCCCUCUUCAUAUUUCACAAACAUUCGGAUUCUUUUUCCCCCUACAAAAGUAUCUGGUUUCUCUUUCUCCCCUGGUAAUUCUAGUCCUUGCUUUUGCUUGUACUCUUAAAAGCUUUGAAGCCAUGUAUUUAAGUAUUUAAUAACCCUUCAGCCCUGUGCCCCCCAUCAAAAAAAAUGCUGGAGUAAAUAUCUUAAUUUUUAAGAGGGGCACAUCUGUAGUAUGCUUGUUUCUCUAAAAAACUUAGGGUAUAUUAGCAAGUCUUCUAGAAACAAUACUGAUAGAGCAGAAUAAAAACUUUAAUACCUUCUUUACCUACCCUUAUAUUUUGCAAGAGCUCAGGUCCUAAUGGAGGAGGGAAACAAUGAGGAAGAGCUGUUAUUGCUUGGAGUCUUUAAAGCACCUGAUGGAACUCUGUGGAAGCUGUUAGGUGAUGGUUGCAGGUUGCACAUCAAGUGCUGUCCUGGCUCAGUAGGAGGCUCCAUUAACCAGGAGCUCCUUUGUCAUUCUGUUUAGUUAUUGUGGAUAAUGUCUAUAAAGAUGCAGGUACCAAAUAGUAGGUGAGACAUCACUGCCUCUACCCAUAUAAGUAAAGGUCAUGAGAAUGUGCCAUUAGCCAUUAUAGACCCACAAAACAUACAUAUUUCAGAAAAGAAAAAAACACUGUAGUCCCUUAUCAAUAUCAUCCAUCUCCCAAUGUGUUAAACUCCUCUUUGUUCCUCUUUAAAUAACAUGACCAUCAACUUACAGCAGAAAGUUUUUCUGACAAAUAAUCAUAUGAAGUCCAAAGACAGAACUAACAAAAGUUUAGGGUUAAAUGGUGAAUCUUAUCAAGUCUGUUUUAGCCAGUUUUUCCUUGAUGUUUCUUGUAGUAAUUUUGCAUCCACUGAUUCCCAACCUUCCCCUUGAUUACAAAUCCCUACUUGUCCUCAUUGGAGUUGGAAUUUAGUCCAAUCUCUGUCUCCCACUGGAAGACCUGGUUGCAGUGUUUCCUGUACCAGUUGCCAUGUUCCCAUGAAUAUAGUCUGCCUCGCUAUGCUUUAAAUUUUUUAAUUUUAUUUUAUCAUGGUUGCAUGUUUUGUUUGGGGUUUUGUUUUCUGAUGUUCUGUUGUAUUUUAUUAAAAACAAUGUUACAGUAAGCUGUUUUCUGUAUCAAUGAGAAAAAAAUAAAACUAGUAUUUAAAAAUG
Molecule: messenger RNA, 3011 nt
Organism: Sciurus carolinensis (gray squirrel)
Lineage: Eukaryota; Metazoa; Chordata; Mammalia; Rodentia; Sciuridae
Gene: Ttc9c
Product: tetratricopeptide repeat domain 9C
Exons: 3
Coding region: 762-1277 (171 amino acids)
Molecular function (GO): protein binding
Source: RefSeq, a predicted model, not a curated record